AUGGCGAACAAGACAGUUAUAGCCUUUGACCUCUAUGGCACCUUGCUGUCCACAGACUCCAUUGCCAAGGCACUAGCGAAGCACUUCGACUAUACCAAAGCACAGUCCAUCUCCGCACUCUGGCGAAGAUACUAG
Messenger RNA from Penicillium canariense, 135 nucleotides. RefSeq names its product HAD-like domain-containing protein. The transcript has a single exon. Bases 1 to 135 code for a protein of 44 amino acids. The record is from RefSeq and is a predicted model, not a curated record. Lineage: Eukaryota; Fungi; Ascomycota; Eurotiomycetes; Eurotiales; Aspergillaceae.